GUCUGUGAGACUCUGCUCUCUAUGAUGGCACAUUACCCACAAACUCUAACAAGAAGACAAACAGAGCCCACCUAACAAACAGCACAGGAAAGGAGGAGAAAAAUCGCUUCAUAAUCACUCCUUUUUCUUUUUUAAUUUUUUCUUCCAUUCAUUCCUCUGCAUUCAAAUCUGGGAAUGGAACAAAAAGAUUGAUUAAACUAAAGUUUAUUAAAGUUUAUGCUUUUCUCUCUUUCAACUCAAUUUCAGUCCCACUCCAUUCCCUUUCAUUUUUCUGUUCUAAAAGCCUUAAAUCACCUUCUAUUUUGUUUCUUCUUCCAUUCAUUUCCCUUUGUUUACCAUUUCUUUCUUCUCCUCCAGUUUCAUUGUUACAUUCUAAUCCUUGUUUAAUAAUCAUGCCUGUUGUUACACACACUUCCACAGUUGGUGAACACAUGAAAUUGAGAAGACCCAAAAGCAUUUUGAACCAUUUGAACCAACCCAUUUCAGAAUCAGAUCCAAACCCAUCAUCAAUCCCUUCUAUAAUUCAAUCCACUCGCUGCAAAUCCACCAUUUCUUCUCUUCUGCUCUCUACUUUUUCCAAUAAUACAACUAGCGGUGGAAAUGAAGCUUUACCUUCUUCCAUUAUCACCAAUAGGAAGAAGAACAACUUCUCUUCUGCUACUCUCAGGGGACUCGGUUGCACCACCGCCGCUUCUCAGCAAGUUUCUGUCCCGGCUGUAAUUCGAACUUCAGCGGAUUGGGAAAGGAAGAAGACGAGGAAAAAAAAGCAGAAGAACUCCAAGAACAAAACCCAACAAGGAAUUGUUGAUGCCUCUCAUUUUCAACCUAAUUCGAACAUCAACUCUGCUAGCUGUUUAGACGCUCAAGAUGUUUGGUGUGGCCCUGGAAUUGGAUUCUCUGCAGAUGCGGCUGCUUCUGUGGAUUGUGUUGUUGCUAGAAGACAUGCUUCUGGAAGGGGAAAAAUCGAUUUGGAGAAGAUAACUCAGAGGGAGCGUUCUUGUUUAGGAAGGCGAACAGUGAACCCCGAGACCCUUUUAUUUUUAGAUUCUGAUUCUGAUCUUCCAACUGCUCGAUCAUUGGAACUGUCUAGGAGUCGAUAUUAUCGCCAUGUUCGUCAUCCAUCCCCUGAUGGCCUUGCUGAGCAGAUUAUGAUGUUCCAGAGCAGUUUGCUGAUGGGUGGAAGGUUCGAUCUACACGACCAAUUUAGGGAAUUACGACUUGACGUCGAUAACAUGUCCUAUGAGGAGCUGCUUGAACUCGGUGAACGGAUCGGCCAUGUCAGUACAGGACUGAAAGAAGAUGAGAUAGUACGAUGUAUUAGAAAAAUGAAGCCCCUUGUUGUGAAUGAGCUAGCAACUCAUUUAUUAUCACAAAUGGAUAGGAAGUGCAGCAUCUGUCAGGAGGACUAUGAACCAGAUGAUGAAAUGGGUAAGCUGGAAUGUGGGCACAGCUACCAUAUACACUGUAUAAAACAGUGGCUUUCACAGAAGAAUACAUGCCCAGUCUGUAAGACAGCAGCGGUGGGCCGAGGUUGAACGGUUAGUCCAUCAUGUCUAGCACUUCUUCGACUCUGCCUGCUUGCUUUCUCCACUAUGUGGUGUAUAGAUUUCAUUGCCUUUUUACAUGAGCAAAAGCAUUCGUUCAUUCGUGUGAAGCUUCCCUAUCUGCUUAUAAUAGAUAUGAUGGGCGCCAUUCUCUUUUUCCUCUGUCCUCUAGAGAUUUCAUGUUAUGGUGAUUUUGGAUUGACUUGAUUGCAUAGCUUUAAGACCUCAAGGUACUAUGCCUUUCUUGUGUCCUUCCCGACAAAUUUCGUCGGGCACACAAAAAAAAAAAAAAAAAGGGAAAAAAAGAAACAAAGAAACAAAGCUCUUAUUCAACUUAUGAGCAAGUAAAAUGUUGUAAUCUGCUUUCAUUAUGGCGCAGCUUUGCCUGCCUCUCGUGAUUGAAUUAAUGGUUGAAAUCAAAUGAUAAUUUGCAAAAA
Molecule: messenger RNA, 1981 nt
Organism: Benincasa hispida (wax gourd)
Lineage: Eukaryota; Viridiplantae; Streptophyta; Magnoliopsida; Cucurbitales; Cucurbitaceae
Product: RING/U-box superfamily protein
Molecular function (GO): ubiquitin protein ligase activity
Source: RefSeq, a predicted model, not a curated record